UAUACACUCUAGUCAAUAUCCGGUUGUUUUUCACUCGUGGUAAAAAAAAUAAAACAGCAAAAAAGGCAGAAUGUAAGAUUGAUUCAAAGAACAUUUAUAUAAACACAAUGGCAGAUGAAGUUUCCCUGGAUUCAUCACCAAGUAUGACAGAUAUAGAGAGGAAAGUUCAGGAGCUCGAAGAACUUUUUAAAGAUAGGUACACGGAGAAUGAUGAGGAUUACAUGAAGACAGUAUCAUUCCCAUUACCUGACCCACCAUGUAUCAAAAACUGGUUUGUCAGGCAGCAGAGAGGAAACUGGAACAGAGGAGGAGGAGGAGGAUACAGAGGUUCUGGAGACAGACGAUAUGAUGAUCGUUAUAGAGACAAUUACCGUGGUAACAGAGAUUCCGGAGACAGACGUUAUGAUGAUCGCAAUAGAGACAAUUACCAUGGUAACAGAGAUUCAGGAGACAGACGUUAUGAUGAUAGAAAUAGAGACACUUACCAUGGUAACAGAGGUGGUUACCAUGGAAACCAAGGACAAGAUCAUCAUUCACAUAGAGGUGGCCGCCAUCAAAGAAAUGAUAAUUAUGGGAAUAGAGGACGACAUGAUCAGAGAUAUAAUCCUUAUUAACUUGUUGGCUGCCAUGUGAAUUUCAUGUUUAUCCACCAUUUUAUAUAAUUGUGCCGUAAUGAAUCAUGAUGUUGACCAUGUCAUUCUGUCCCAGAAAAGUUUGUUUUCAUUUCAAUUACAUAUUGUCAUACGUUGUUUUCUUUUUUGAGAAAUAAAUGUGAUGUUUUCUAAG
This is a messenger RNA of Mytilus californianus (California mussel), 786 nucleotides long. RefSeq names its product RNA guanine-N7 methyltransferase activating subunit-like. The record is from RefSeq and is a predicted model, not a curated record. Gene Ontology annotation, biological process: RNA 5'-cap (guanine-N7)-methylation. Lineage: Eukaryota; Metazoa; Mollusca; Bivalvia; Mytilida; Mytilidae. Gene Ontology annotation, molecular function: RNA binding. The transcript is spliced from 3 exons. The coding region runs from base 108 to 614 and encodes 168 amino acids.